AAAACAGGAAAUCAUUAAUUUCCCCCCAAACAAUUCCAAAAAAGUAACUUCAAAAAAUAAAUUAUAUUAUAUAAAAUAAAAAAUAAAAAAUAAAACCACAACACACAGGUCAAGUUCAUUUCACAUUUGCUAGAAGAAGAAAAAGGAAUGUGAAGCUACUGAGAAAUAGUAAGAAGAAGAAGAUCUUAUUCAAUGGGUGGAGUGACGUCAUCAAUGGCAGCCAAAUUGGCAUUCUUUCCACCAAAUCCAGCAUCAUACAAAGUUGUGAAAGAAGAACUAACAGGUUUAUUGUUGAUGGAACCAUUUCCACACAGAGAAAACGUUGAAGUUCUUAAAUUUCCAAAUCGUCGAGGAACUGAGAUCGUAGCUAUGUAUGUUCGUCAUCCCAUGGCAAAAUCAACCAUUCUUUACUCUCAUGGAAAUGCUGCUGAUAUUGGUCAGAUGUAUGACCUCUUCGUUGAGCUCAGUAUUCACUUGCGUGUUAAUCUCAUUGGAUACGAUUAUUCGGGAUAUGGACAGUCGUCAGGGAAGCCGAGUGAGCACAAUACUUAUGCUGACAUCGAAGCUGUAUAUAAGUAUCUUGAAGAGAACUAUGGUGCUAAGCAGGAAGACAUAAUUCUUUAUGGUCAAUCUGUUGGGAGUGGUCCUACUGUGGAUCUUGCUGCUCGUUUACCACGACUGAGGGCUGUUGUUCUCCAUAGUCCUAUACUAUCGGGGUUGAGAGUGAUGUACCCUGUGAAAAAGACAUACUGGUUUGACAUUUAUAAGAACAUUGAUAAAAUCCCAUUGGUGAAGUGUCCAGUGCUAGUAAUUCAU
This is a messenger RNA of Trifolium pratense (red clover), 816 nucleotides long. RefSeq names its product alpha/beta hydrolase domain-containing protein 17B-like. The record is from RefSeq and is a predicted model, not a curated record. Lineage: Eukaryota; Viridiplantae; Streptophyta; Magnoliopsida; Fabales; Fabaceae.